UUCGUAGCAUAUAACAGUUACUUUCCUAUACUAGUAUCAUAUAAUAUACAUGUCUAUAAGAAAAUGUGAACAAAAAAAUAAGAAACUUUAAGGCAAGCUGGGAAUCGAGAGCACCAUCUGACUGCACAGUAUUUACUAAGAGAGAAAACAAAAGGAGCGGCGAUGACGGCGUGGCGUGACAGCGUGACCGACGUCCUUGCCUUGGCGGUCGAACUGAGCGAGCAGGAGGACCUCCGAGCCGCCGUCAUAGGGAGUGUUGAGGGCGGCAUCAUCGCAGGAGUCCUUACUGCGUGCGGGGGGCUCCUGGGCGGUCCCUUAGGCCUUGCUGUUGGUGGCGCAGUGGGAGGGGUCGUGGCCGCGGCUGUAUCUCGUAAGAAAUUCAAGAGUGUGGCUUCCAUCAUAAUGAAUGACUUAAGCUCAACACAGAAAAAGAAACUCGUGGCCACUUUGACGAACGUGAUCCCCUCUCAGCUCGCCCUCAUGUCCGCUUCUCAACUACCGCCUGAGUUAAAGCAGCAGAUCAUAGAUGCAGUUAAACAGUUCUUUGGCAGUCACUUGAACAUGCAUGUGGAAUGAGGAUAAUUUUAGUGCUUUUGGCGUUUUUCCGUGCAUUUCUUUCAGAUUUUCGCGUGAGCCAUCAGGUAUAGAUGGGUGAUUACAUUUAAAAUAGUGUGGCCUUCCAUCUCGGGUCGUUUUUUUAUUUAUUAAGUAAUUGUGAUAAAUAGAAAACCAACAUGAAGGUAGACUUUUAUAAAUUGUUUUAUGUAUUGCAGUUAUCUCAGACGGUCUGGGAUAUUUCUGUGUUUCAUUGUGUUAUUAUGAAGACGAGGAAGUGGAUAUUGUCUUUUCUGAACCAUUUUAUGGUAUUUUCCAUAGCCUUUUUUUCGAAGAAAUUUAGAUAUUUUGUUUCAUAGUGUAGUUAUGCUUAAUGUUGGAUAAAUAGAUGAGGAUAUCUGCAUGAAAUGUUGGAACAGUAAUAGGAAUUUGUCUGUAUCUUCUGCCGCAUUUAUAUAUAUGUGUGUGUGUGUGUGUGUAAAUAUAUACAUAUAUAUACUUAUGUAUCUAUGUAUGCAUAUAUAUAUGUAUAUAUAUAUUUGUUUUCUUUUUCGGUUACAGUUUCUAAACUCUGUAUAUUUGAAAGGUUAAAGUAUACGUUUGCAAAAUAAAGUAUUUAGACGCC
Molecule: messenger RNA, 1180 nt
Organism: Penaeus chinensis
Lineage: Eukaryota; Metazoa; Arthropoda; Malacostraca; Decapoda; Penaeidae
Product: protein C19orf12 homolog
Exons: 4
Coding region: 163-576 (137 amino acids)
Source: RefSeq, a predicted model, not a curated record